AGAAAAAGACCAAAAAAAUUUUGUCCUUUCAAACUGGAUCAUCCUUGAAAGUAAAAACACUUAGAAGACUAACAAUUCUCUUUCUUUUUGAGACCUUUUCCUCGAUUUUCGAGCAAAACCCUGAUAAAACUUUAGAUACUUUAAUGGGUUUUGAUUUUCACACUCAUCAACUAAUUUUCCGGUUUGUUUGGGUUGUUGGGUUUGAUUAUAUCCAAAUAGCUCUAACCCAGAAACAGGAAAUCAGUGGUGACUGGUGAGGAUGAUGGCAAUGACAACAAGCAGUAACAAAUGGAAAUUAACCACAUUCCCAUCUUUGACCACCAACACAACAAGGAAGAGAAUGGAAAGAGUUAGGGUUUUUUCAGUGCAAAAUUCAAAGACAGCAAAUUUAUCUGCUGCAACAAGGCGAAGAAUUAUUUUGCCAAUUAGUGAAGAUGGGUACAGAAUUGCUGAAUUUCUAAGUCACCCAUCUGGGAUUGAAGCUUUGUUAAAUUCAAAGUCACUGGAAAGUUACGAAUGGAUAGAAUCCAAUACAUAUAGGUGCAUUCUGCCAAAGUUUCAACUGCUAAACAUUGAAGCAGCCCCUGUUAUGGACUUGAGAGUUAUCCCAACAGAACAGGAUUGUACCGUUGAGAUGGUUUCUUGCAAGUUUCAAGGUUCAGUUCUCAUGGAGAGCCAAAAUGAACAUUUUUCAGCUUUCAUGACGAAUCGUGUGACGUGGAACACAACCGAUUCUUCUGAACCAUUCGUAGAGGCUGAUGUGAAUAUCGAUUUUACAGUCGAGCUUUACUCUGCACCAUUUACUUAUCUGCCAAUAUCUGCUGUCGAAGGUCCCGGAAAUUUCAUGUCACAGAAUGAUGCAGGCUUUAGUGGAUAGACUUGUAAAUUUGCUUCUGCAGCAAAUAAUGCAAGAUUAUGAUAAAUGGGCAAAUGAACAAUGCAAAAAUGUUUCUUGAAUUUUCUCUCCUCCUCUUUGCAUGCUCAGGUGGAACCAUUGAUUUGGAGCUAACAAGAAGAGCAACGGACAUUAUGUCCAUUCAAGUUUAAGGGAGUACACACAAUUAAACAAUUGGUCAUUUAUUAGAGCAAAAUUUCCUCUCAACUUCUAAUUGCUUUUAUACCAACACUGGCAUUAACAUAAAUUUCUUGUUAGUUACCCUGAAAUAUUGUCAAAUGGCAUGAAUAAGGUGUAAAGGGUCCUCAUGGUAGCAGUAGAAGUGUUGUAUCACAAAGUAAAUAAUUUGAUUUAAUGAGUUAUUUAUUCAUAUUAUUAUUGAAGUGGAA
Molecule: messenger RNA, 1284 nt
Organism: Jatropha curcas
Lineage: Eukaryota; Viridiplantae; Streptophyta; Magnoliopsida; Malpighiales; Euphorbiaceae
Product: DUF1997 family protein, putative (DUF1997)
Source: RefSeq, a predicted model, not a curated record